Suncus etruscus (white-toothed pygmy shrew) is the source of this 3112-nucleotide messenger RNA. RefSeq names its product AE binding protein 2 (gene AEBP2). The transcript is spliced from 9 exons. Bases 1 to 1623 code for a protein of 540 amino acids. Gene Ontology annotation, biological process: regulation of transcription by RNA polymerase II. Lineage: Eukaryota; Metazoa; Chordata; Mammalia; Eulipotyphla; Soricidae. Gene Ontology annotation, cellular component: ESC/E(Z) complex. The record is from RefSeq and is a predicted model, not a curated record.
AUGGCCGCCGCGCUCACCGACAUGGCCGACCUGGAGGAGCUCUCCCGCCUCAGCCCCCCGCUGCCCGGCGCGGCGGCGCGAGGCCGGGCCGAGCCCCCGGAGGAGGAGGAGGAGGAGGACGAGGAGGCGGAGGCGGAGGCGGUGGCGAAGCUGCUGCUCGAGGGCGGCGCGGCGGGGCCGGAGCCCGAGACGAUGUCGGAGCCGAGCCCCGAGAGCGCCAGCCAGGCCGGCGAGGAGGAGGAGGAGGAGGACGAGGACGACGAGGACGCGAGCAGCGGCGGCGCCGAGGCGGAGGCGGAGGAGGAGAGCAGCGCCGAGAGCCUGGCGGGCAGCAGCAGCGGCUGCAGCGGCGGCGUUGGCGGCGGCUUGGGCUUGGGCUUGGGCGAGGGCGAGGGCGAGGAGACGCGAUCGCUCAGCCCCGGCGCGGCCAGCAGCAGCAGCAGCGGCGGCGGCGGCGAUGGGGACGCCAAGGCGGGCGCCGCGCCGCGCAAGGGGCCGCAGGGCAGCGUUGGCGGGGGCGGCGGCGGCGGCAACAGCAGCAGCAGCAGCAGCGUCGUCUCCAGCGGCGGCGACGAGGGCUACGGCACCGGGGGCGGCGGCGGAGGCGGCGGCGGCACCACCACCCGGGGAGGCGGCGGUGGCAGCAGCAGCAGCAGCAGCGCGACCUCCGGGGGCCGGCGCGGCAGCUUGGAGAUGUCGUCGGACGGGGAGCCCCUGAGCCGCAUGGACUCCGAGGACAGCAUAAGCAGUACUAUAAUGGAUGUAGACAGCACAAUUUCCAGUGGGCGUUCAACUCCAGCAAUGAUGAAUGGACAAGGAAGCACUACUUCUUCAAGCAAAAAUAUUGCCUAUAAUUGUUGUUGGGACCAGUGCCAGGCUUGCUUCACCUCUAGUCCAGAUCUGGCAGAUCACAUCCGUUCCAUACAUGUAGAUGGUCAGCGAGGAGGGGUGUUUGUUUGCUUAUGGAAAGGUUGUAAAGUCUAUAACACUCCAUCCACCAGUCAGAGUUGGUUACAGAGGCACAUGCUGACCCACAGUGGAGACAAACCUUUUAAGUGUGUCGUUGGCGGCUGUAAUGCCAGCUUUGCGUCUCAGGGAGGGCUUGCCCGCCACGUGCCCACACACUUCAGUCAGCAAAACUCCUCAAAAGUUUCUAGCCAACCAAAGGCCAAAGAGGAAUCUCCUUCUAAAGCUGGAAUGAACAAAAGGAGGAAAUUAAAGAACAAACGACGACGCUCAUUACCACGACCGCAUGAUUUCUUCGACGCACAAACACUGGAUGCCAUAAGACAUCGAGCCAUAUGCUUUAACCUCUCAGCUCAUAUAGAAAGUUUAGGGAAGGGACACAGUGUGGUUUUUCAUAGUACUGUAAUAGCUAAGAGAAAAGAGGAUUCUGGAAAGAUAAAACUUUUGCUUCAUUGGAUGCCUGAAGAUAUUCUGCCUGAUGUGUGGGUGAAUGAAAGUGAACGACAUCAAUUAAAAACUAAAGUAGUUCAUUUAUCCAAGCUACCCAAAGAUACUGCCUUGCUUUUGGAUCCAAACAUAUACAGAACAAUGCCGCAGAAGAGGUUGAAGAGAACUCUGAUAAGAAAAGUGUUCAAUUUGUAUUUAAGCAAACAGUGAACGGCAUUUGCAAUCAACUAAAAAUCCGUCUAUGGAAUUAGGGCUGAAACUUUCUCUUAGCGUGUUGCAGUUUGCCUGCUGGCCCCUUUGCAGGACUAGGGCUUUCUCGUGGAGUACAGUAUGUUUAAUAUUGACCUAUAGAACUCAUUUGUGAACGGUUUUUGGAAAACCUAUUUCAUAUUCUUUGAAUAAUCCUCAUGUUUUCUUUUUUUAUCCUAUAUAAGACUCUACUUUUUUUCUGAGGAAAGCAUUUGGUUUAUGAGUUGUUUUUUUCUUACUGUAAGAAAAAUUGUAUUUUUUUUAAAGUAUCUUCAAACUGAAUCCUUUAUGCACCAAAGUUGGUUUUGAAAGGAAAAAUAAAAUCACUUUCUUGCUUGGUAAGCAAGGAGCCAUAUGGAUUUUUUUUAACUUACAGAAAUGGAAAUAUGUGUAACUUGUUAGUAUUGUAUCAAACAAAUGUUGCAUAGAAAUAAUAGAACAUUGCUUGUAAAUAAUUCAGCAGAUUUGUAAUAUAUUUUUAUAUUAUGAAAUGUACUGUAGAUGUUUUUCUAGAGGCAUGAAAGUUAAAUGUAUAUAUUAUGGGUAGAAAUACUAUUGAAAGAUAUUGUAAUUCACUAGUGCUGCCAGAGGAAUUGUUAAUUAAGCACCUUCUUAACAAUAAAUGUCUUUUGCAGACUUAAGGGACUAUGUACUACUGUUAAUAUCUGUAAGAACAAAACACAUUGAACAUCCUUCCAGAAAGUCUUUUAGGGAGGACCUAGACCCAUAAUAGAAUUAUGGCACUCAUUUCUGACAGUAACUGUGAAAUUAUUUCCUUACUGUUGGAAGUACUUAUUGUAAAGUAUGUGGCUAUAUGCAGUCAAACUGCAGAAGAUACUCCUGAUUGAGGAGUUUUCACUUUACUACAGUGAUAGAAAACCAGCAAUUUUUACACUAAAUUUUUUUAAGAAAAGAAUAGGCAAAAAUAUAGAAUUAAACCUUUGGUUCCAAAAUGGGAAAGGUUCCAUGACACAUAAACCAUUUGUCAUUUACUUUGGGGGAAAAAUUAUGGGAGAUUUUAUUCAUUGACAAUGGGGGUAAAGAGCUCUAUAUACAUUAAUGAAUCAUGUAAAAUUAAAUGAAGUGCAAAUUGGAGCACUGUUACUAUAAGACAUUCUGGAAUGGUUGUUUAAUAAGGGUAUUAUUCAUAUGUUCUGUAGCAAAUGUGAUUUUAUUUUUUAAAAAAGAAAAGUGUUUUCUUUUAUUUUUGCUUAAGCACUUCAUCUUCAUCAUUGCUUUUUAUUCUGUAUUUUUGAAGUAAUCUGCAGUCUCUUUUGUUCUUUAAAUUUUUUGAUUUGUUAUAAAAUUGCCAAAUAGAGGUGUUUCAGACACAUAAUUUGUACCUGUAUUUUUUAUUUUGUUGCCUCAUGUUCUUGUAAGUCAUUCUUAAUUGACCGAUGAUUGUAGACCUUGCCUGAGUAUUUUUUCUAAUAAAACAAAGCAAAUCACA